Messenger RNA from Penicillium paradoxum, 1212 nucleotides. RefSeq lists its product as uncharacterized. Gene Ontology annotation, biological process: regulation of transcription by RNA polymerase II; DNA-templated transcription. The coding region runs from base 1 to 1212 and encodes 403 amino acids. NCBI's taxonomy places the organism in Eukaryota, Fungi, Ascomycota, Eurotiomycetes, Eurotiales, Aspergillaceae. Gene Ontology annotation, cellular component: chromatin. Gene Ontology annotation, molecular function: RNA polymerase II cis-regulatory region sequence-specific DNA binding; zinc ion binding; DNA-binding transcription factor activity, RNA polymerase II-specific. The transcript is spliced from 3 exons. The record is from RefSeq and is a predicted model, not a curated record.
AUGCCGCGGGUGGCCGAUUCCGUCUCAUCGUUCCAAUGUGACUAUCCAGAUUGCAAUGCAAAAUAUCGACGUAAAGAGCAUCUAAAUCGACAUCUCAAACAUCACAGCGGGGAAAUCAUCCUUGCCUGUCCUUAUUGUGAGAGUGUCCUAACCAGAAAUGAUCUAUUGCGACGCCAUAUCCGGACUUGUCAUCCGGAGAAACAAGUGCCACCAGCUCAGAAGUCUAAGGCAUGCAGCCCAUGUCACGCACGGAAAGACCGCUGCGAAGGCGGGAUACCUUGCAAUGCCUGUCAGCGUCGCGGCAUCAUUUGUGUAUCUGCUCGAGAGGAAAUCCUGAAUGAACAGGAACUGUGCAUCGAUGAACCCAUAUCAUUGCCAGACGCUUCCACGAUCGAUGAUUACCUCCCUAACCCUUCCCCUUGGGUUGGUUCUGAAUAUAUUGAUAUCUAUUUUGAGAAAUUCCAUCCAGCAUGGCCGUUCCUUCAUCGAGGUACAUUCGAUUUCACGAAGGAGCCUUGUGUGCUUGUCCAGUCUGUUGUCGCAAUAGGAUUGUGGGUUAAAGGCACCCAGGAGGCGCGAGAAGCCUCUUUACGUCUACACGAGAAAUUAUGUUCUGCUUUCUACGCUCAAAUGAACCAAUGGUGCAUUAUUAACUCGAGUCCACACCCUGGACAAAAUACCUCGUGGGCCAUAACAACAUUCCAAAGCGUGCUCUUGAACAUCAUCCUUGCCCUUUUCAUUGUGAAAGAAAAGGCCAGUAUGGAUUUGAGCAUGAGAUUCCGGCUGCCAGAUGAUAAGUACGAGCUUUUGACGGCUCUUGUACAAACCUGCCGACAGUGGGGUAUGUUUUCUUAUCCCAAUAUGCUCCUGCAACAUGACUCCCACGCACCACUCGCGCUUGUAUAUGUGAGCGUUGAAGAGAUCAAGAGAUUCGGACUGUCUCUCUAUAAAACAUGUCGAUUGUGCACGCCGUCUGAGCUAACCAGAGAGCAUGCCAAUGGUGGCAGCAAUGAUCUCUUGACACUGUCUGAUUUGUGUUUCUGCAUGCCAGACAGCGAUGAGCUCUGGAAUGCGCCAGUGAGGUCUGAAACGGAAGUCCUGAGAAGGUCUGGCUCCUCAACCGUGGCACGGGAUAACGGAGACCCCAAAAACUGGGUAUCCGAGGCUUCUGGCCUUCUGCAUGACGCUCGAGUCGGGUUUGACUGGAUAUAA